Leptosomus discolor (cuckoo roller) is the source of this 1557-nucleotide messenger RNA. NCBI's taxonomy places the organism in Eukaryota, Metazoa, Chordata, Aves, Leptosomiformes, Leptosomidae. The record is from RefSeq and is a predicted model, not a curated record.
AUGGAGGAAGAAGAAUACGAGGAAGUUGUGGAGCCUGCACUCGACACCGUAGCCAUUGUGACGGGCAAAAAACCGCUGAAUGACACAAACUUUCGCUGCCGAGUUACUCGAGGCUUUGCGGCAGCUGGAUCAAACACGGCCCAGGGCUGGGGAGCAGAAAUUGCCUCAAAACAGCCCGAUAUGAGGCAGCUUGAAAUGUACGCGCUGGUUACGAGGGAUGCUCUGUUGGACAUGCUACUCACAAACAAGAAGGAGCUGGUGGAAGAUGCAAAGGUCAAGGGCAACCAUGGCUGCAGUGACCAAGAGACUGUGGAGUUGAAGGUUCAGAGAGGAGUGAGCAAGAUUAACAGAGUUACAAUCCUGGACUUCAGCAGAGCAAAUUUGGGCCUGCUCAGGGACCUGCUUGGGAAGUACUACAUUGAAGAGACAAUUAUUGAGGAGGGUGAACCACAUGAGGUGAUCACUGAGAUCACUGAGACCGUUAGCACAGACUUCACAGGUCCUACAACUACCACCUAUACUGUUGAGCAUGGAAGACCUACUGUUGAGCAUGGAAAACCUACUGUUGAGCAUGGAAAACCUUCUGUUGAGGAUGCAGCACCUCCAGUCAGAAAGAAGAUAAUCCGGACAAAAGUGGACACAUCAAAGUUUUUGACGCCUUAUCUGCAACACAGUAAUAAAAUGAAGGACCUAUUCAGCGAGAACAAGUACAAAGAAAAGUAUAGAAAAGAAAAAGGAAAGCCAUAUGCUUCCACAAUUGAUACCCCAGAAAUUCGGAGAAUCAAGAAAGUGCAGGACCAGCUCAGUGAGGUUAAAUACCGCAUGGCUGGUGAAGUUGCUAGAACUAUUUGCCACGUUGAUGAAAAGGCCAGGGAUAUAGAACAUGCAAAGAAGGUGUCACAGCAAGUGAGCAAGGUAUUAUAUAAACAGAACUGGGAGGAGAAUAAGGACAAGUACCUGCUUCCCCCUGAUGCUCCAGAGCUUGUGAAUGCAAUAAAAAACACAGCAAUGUUCAGUAAGAAACUCUAUACUGAAGACUGGGAAGGAGACAAAAGCUUAUUCUAUCCGUACAAUGACAGCCCAGAGCUCAGAAGGGUGGCACAGGCACAAAAGGCUCUGAGUGAUAUUGUCUACAAAAAAGGGCAUGAUGAACAAAAAACUAAAUAUACUCCUCUGCCAGAUCCACCUGAUGUGGAACAAGCCAAGAAAGUGACAAGGCAGCUGAGUGAUAUCGUUUACCACAAGGACUAUAAAGAUAAUAUCAAAGGCAAGUGGAGUCAAACUCCAUGCUAUGAUGUUGCAGUUGCAAAAAUGAAUGCAGAAAAUAUAAGUAUGAGAAAAUACCAGGAAGACUUUGAAAACAUUAAAGACCAAAUCUACUUUAUGCAGACUGAAACUCCAGAAUAUGAAGCUAAUAAACGACUUUCAAAUAAUGUCAGUAAGAAAUUAUACAAAGAAGCCUAUGAACAGUCAAAAGGAACCAGCAUGAAUUACUGUGACACACCAAAGUUCCAGAUUGAUACCGCUCUGAAGAAUUUUAGUGAUGUAUGUAUUUGA